This is a messenger RNA of Esox lucius (northern pike), 1155 nucleotides long. It is a transcript of the gene gemin2, whose product is annotated as gem (nuclear organelle) associated protein 2. Gene Ontology annotation, cellular component: SMN complex; spliceosomal complex; nucleus. Gene Ontology annotation, biological process: spliceosomal snRNP assembly; spliceosomal complex assembly. Lineage: Eukaryota; Metazoa; Chordata; Actinopteri; Esociformes; Esocidae. The record is from RefSeq and is marked provisional.
GUAAUACAAGAUGGCGGUUAAGUUUGUUUUCAUUUGAGCACUGGACCAGCUACAUUUUGUGACACUUAUCAAAAAAUUGUUUAAGUACAGUAGUUCAAUUUACUGCAAUUAGUUACCUGUUAGAAAUCUAACAUUCUAUCAGUCGGACACUGCAUAGUUUGUACCAUGAAAUCCGACGUGGAGGAAUUGAUGCCCAGGCUUCUGCCUGUGGAAACUUGCGAAAUUGUGGAAGACUUGAAUCUCAAUGAGCCUCCGAGAAAUCCACAGGAAUAUCUGAGACAAGUUCAAUUAGAGGCUUCUCUUUGUCCAGAUGUUGUUGUGGCAAAGAUUGAUCCGAAGAAAUUGAGAAAGAAACAAACAGUCAAUGUGUCGCUCACAGGUUGCCAAGCUGCUCCACCAGGGUUUUCACCAAGUAUAAAAUGGCAGCGACAGCAAGUCAGCAAUUUCUCAGAAAUAAGACAGAGUAUCAGUAAGCACAGACAACACUGGAGUGGUCAGGCACUGGAUGACAAUGUGUUAAUGCCAAAACAGGAUGCAGAGGAACAAUGGAAAAGGUUCUGCCUGGGUGAAAAUGUUUAUUUGAACUCCCCUACCAAUGAUGCUGGUGGUGAAAACCCAGGCCUUGAUUAUGUUAAGGUUGGUUUUCCACCUUUUCUUAGCAUAGUGAGCAGGCUAAAUCAGGCCACGGUCUCUGCAGUUUUGGAGUAUUUGAUUAACUGGUUUGAGGAGAAUGGGUUUGUCCCACAGUUGGGGAGAUGGUUAUAUGCACUGCUGGCUUGCCUUGAGAAACCACUCCUCCCUGAAGCACAUUCCUUAAUAAGACAGCUGGCCAGACGUAGUUCUGAAGUGCGGGCCAAUCUGGAAAACCAGGAAGAUGAAAGGUUGUCUCCUUUAAACUUGAUGAUCUGUCUUGUUGCAAGGUACUUUGAUCAGAACGACCUGGCGGAUAAGGAGGACUAAACCUGUUGCUUCGAUUGAAAUCUACCAUACCAUGACAUUUUGCUCUAUGAACCUACAACUAUGCUCUGUUGUGGGAUCCACCAGAUAUUGUACGGUUUCUAUUUGAAGCCUUUUGAAAAAACAUUGUCUUGAGAAGAAAAUGUUACUCAACAAUGCCCUUUGCUGUUGCUCAAAUUAAAUAAGCUGUUUGCUUUC